UGCGAUGGAGAACGCCACGUUCCAUCUCCCCUUCAACUUCAGCACCAACUCCUCGAACUCGGACUGCAGUAGUGAAGACAACCCGUACAGGUGCAAAUUCGACGAGGAGUUCAAGUACGUCCUCCUCCCCGUCUCCUACGGCAUCGUCUUCGUGGUGGGCCUCUGCCUCAACCUCUUGGCGCUCUACGUCUUCCUCUUCCGCAUCAAGACUUGGAAUGCCUCCACGACGUACAUGUUCAACCUGGCGGUUUCCGACACCCUCUACGUCAUCUCGUUGCCCCUCCUGGUGUACUACUAUGCCGUCGGGGACAAUUGGCCUUUCAGCGUGGCCUUGUGCAAGAUCGUCCGCUUCCUCUUCUACACAAACCUCUACUGCAGCAUCCUUUUCUUGCUGUGCAUCAGCGCCCAUCGGUUCAUGGGGGUCUGCCUCCCCCUAAAGUCCCUGGAGUGGGGCCAAGUCCGCUACGCCCGCUGGGUGUCGGGCAUCGUCUGGCUGGUGGUCAUCGCUUGCCAGUCUCCGGUGCUCUUCUUCGUCACCACCAGCGCCCGGUGCGACGCCGUCACUUGCCACGACACGUCGGCCAAAGAAUUUUUUGGCCAGUUCGUCGUCUACAGCACGGUGAUGCUGGUGCUGAUGUUUUGCAUCCCCUUCCUCGUUAUCAUCGUCUGUUACUGCCUCAUGGCCCGCAAGCUGCUCCAGCCGACCCGCGGCACCACCCGGAUGUCCAGCUCCAAGAAGAAGUCGGUCAAGAUGAUCGUCAUCGUCUUGGUGGUCUUCAUCGUCUGCUUCUUGCCCUUCCACGUCACGCGCACGCUGUACUACUAUUUCCGCAGCUGGGACCUGAGCUGCGAGACCCUCAAUGCCAUCAACUUGGCGUACAAAGUCACCCGGCCGUUGGCCAGCACUAAUAGCUGCCUGGAUCCCAUCUUGUACUUUCUCGCGGGGCAAAGGUUCGUGAAAUUUGCCUGCCCCAAAACUCCGGCGCACGGGGGGAACCAGGCAGACUCGGACAGCACAGCCAACUGUCACACGCGGGCCAAAAAUGCUCUCGCCAUGAAGGCUAAAAGCCUGGUGUCCUAGCCAGUUACAUUUCUGACCUCGGUGGAAAUGCCAAGUGUUACCUAUCGAUGAUGGUAGAGGUUCCGUAGAGCACAGAAGGGAGUUAUGUGUGCAACUCCCGAAACAAGGGAAGUGUAUUUUCUUCAGACCUGUGCCGUGGUACAACAGGGGUAUCUACGUCAUUUUGCAGUGGAUUUUUCUUUUUUUGGAAGCUAUAUUCUGUGAAGUAUAUUGUCUAACAGUCUGCGUAAAGCUGUGGAGAAAGGCA
Molecule: messenger RNA, 1328 nt
Organism: Heteronotia binoei (common prickly gecko)
Lineage: Eukaryota; Metazoa; Chordata; Lepidosauria; Squamata; Gekkonidae
Product: P2Y purinoceptor 2-like
Exons: 1
Coding region: 5-1081 (358 amino acids)
Biological process (GO): blood vessel diameter maintenance; positive regulation of mucus secretion; phospholipase C-activating G protein-coupled receptor signaling pathway
Cellular component (GO): plasma membrane
Molecular function (GO): G protein-coupled UTP receptor activity; A1 adenosine receptor binding; G protein-coupled purinergic nucleotide receptor activity
Source: RefSeq, a predicted model, not a curated record